UCCUGCCUGCUGACACCAGCCACCAUGUGGGAGUUUGUGGCUUUCUUGGGGCUCAUCCUAGUCUGUUUCUUUUGGCCCAGACAAAGGUCUCCUGGCACCAAAUACCCAAAGAGCCUCCCAUGUCUCCCCAUAGUGGGCAGCCUGCCGUUCCUCCCCAGAAGCGGCCACAUGCACAUCCACCUGUUCAACCUGCAGAAAAAAUAUGGCCCCAUCUAUUCCUUUCGUUUGGGCUCCAUAACGACAGUGAUCAUUGGCCACCACCAGCUGGCCAGGGAGGUGCUUGUCAAGAAGGGGAAGGAAUUCUCUGGACGGCCCCUGACAACGCCCAGUGUAGCCCUCUUGUCAGACAAAGGGAAGGGCAUCGCCUUCGCCGACUUCAGUGCCUCAUGGCAGCUGCACCGGAAGCUGGUACUGAGCACCUUUUCCCUGUUCAGGGAUGGCCAGCAGAAGCUGGAGAACAUAAUAUGUCAGGAACUCAGUGCCAUGUGUGACCUUCUGGCCACCCGCGAUGGACAGGACACAGAUUUGUCCGCGCCAGUCUUCACAGCGAUUGUCAACGUCAUCUGCAUGAUUUGCUUCAAUACCUCAUACAAGAUCGGCGAUCCAGAGUUGGUGACCAUAAAGACCUUCACUGAGGGCUUUGUGGACAACGUGAACAACAACAGCAUGGUGGACAUAUUCCCCUGGCUGCAGAUUUUCCCCAAUAAAGCCCUAAAAAUUAUAAGGCAACAUCUUAAAGAGCGAGAUGCUAUGCUGAGGAAGAGGCUGAAAGAGCACAAGGAGAAAUUCAGAAGUGACUCUGUCACCGACCUGACAGACCUACUGAUCCAGGCCAGGGUGAAUGCAAACAAUAACAACUGUGACCUAGAAGAGGAUUCAAACACACUUUCAGAUAAGCACAUUCUCACCACCUUAGGGGACAUCUUUGGGGCCGGCGUGGAGACCACCACUUCCAUUGUGAGUUGGAUCAUAGCCUUGCUGAUACACAACCCUCAGGUGAAGAAGAAGAUCCAGGAGGAGAUUGACCAGUAUGUGGGCUUCAGCCGCAUGCCGACUUUCAAUGACCGGAGCCAUCUGCUCAUGCUGGAGGCCACCAUCCGAGAGGUCCUCCGCAUCCGGCCCGUGGCCCCGGUCCUCAUCCCGCACAAGGCUGUCACCGACUCCAGCAUCGGGGAGUUUACCAUCGACAAGGAUACAAACGUGCUUGUCAAUCUGUGGGCUCUGCAUCACAGUGAGGAGGAGUGGGACCGACCAGACCAGUUCCGGCCUGAGCGCUUCCUAGACUCAGCGGGGAGCCAGCUCAUCACCCCGUCCUUGAGCUACCUGCCCUUUGGGGCUGGGCCCCGCUCCUGCGUGGGGGAGGCCCUGGCUCGCCAGGAGGUCUUCCUCUGCAUGGCCUGGCUGCUGCAGAGGUUCGACUUCGAGGUGCCGGAAGACGGGCAGCUGCCCUGCCUGGAGGGCAUCCCCAAGAUGAUCUUUCUCAUUGACCCCUUCAAAGUGAAACUCACGGUGCGCCAGGCCUGGAAGGAAACCCGGGCUGAGGGAAGCACCUAGAAUUGGCACCGGCCACCCAGACGCAGAGGUGUGUGCGGUGUGCACACAGCUGGAGGCGCAGCUCCCACUGCCUCCCUCUUUUGCCUGCAGCAUCGGCAGGCGAUGUG
Fukomys damarensis (Damara mole-rat) is the source of this 1661-nucleotide messenger RNA. RefSeq names its product steroid 17-alpha-hydroxylase/17,20 lyase. Gene Ontology annotation, molecular function: heme binding; iron ion binding; steroid 17-alpha-monooxygenase activity. The record is from RefSeq and is a predicted model, not a curated record. The coding region runs from base 25 to 1554 and encodes 509 amino acids. The transcript is spliced from 8 exons. Gene Ontology annotation, biological process: hormone biosynthetic process; progesterone metabolic process. Lineage: Eukaryota; Metazoa; Chordata; Mammalia; Rodentia; Bathyergidae.